Fusarium vanettenii 77-13-4 is the source of this 2148-nucleotide messenger RNA. RefSeq lists its product as uncharacterized. Bases 399 to 1964 code for a protein of 521 amino acids. NCBI's taxonomy places the organism in Eukaryota, Fungi, Ascomycota, Sordariomycetes, Hypocreales, Nectriaceae. The transcript is spliced from 6 exons. Gene Ontology annotation, molecular function: amino acid transmembrane transporter activity. Gene Ontology annotation, biological process: amino acid transmembrane transport. The record is from RefSeq and is a predicted model, not a curated record. Gene Ontology annotation, cellular component: membrane.
CCUUCAUAUCGAGAUGCCAGAUCACAAGGCGACACCCAAGCUCCGGAGAUGAGGGGUAAGGUUUGAAACUUCUGAUUGGUUGCUAGCUUAUCUUGAAAGGCAGCGUCUUGGUUACAAUCCUAAUCGGGGAUGCCACCCAAGAAAUCCGUGGCGUCCGCCCCAUCCGCGAAAAACAGGACAUCCAAGAUGAAGGAGUGUGCUAUCAACAAGACCUGAGCCUUAGACAAAGGCCAUAUAUUGCUGUCAUACCUCCCCCCAUCAGGUCACGGCAACAAGGCGACAAGGUGCAAUCUCUUCAAUAUUUAACUCUACCUUUACAUUCAUCUUAUUCAUCCUUCCUCUCUGUCUAUCUUUGGUUCUCCUACACAGCGACCACCCCGUGGCUCUACCAGGUCAGAAUGAAAGCACUGUCUGAUGUCGAGUCCAAGGCCGCUGGCCACGACACUGGCUGCCAGCAGGCUCAUGACUGGGGACACACGAAACGCGGCCUUGCUCCUCGUCACGUACAGCUUAUGGCCAUUGGAGGCGCCAUCGGAACUGGCCUUUUUGUCGGCAUUGGUAGCGUUCUCCAGACCGCGGGACCUUUGUCACUGCUCCUUGGUUUCGUCUUCUGGAGCAUUUUCUUCAUAUGGCCUCUCAAUCUGUGCGUGGCUGAGAUGAGCGCGUAUCUGCCCGUCCGCGGUACUAUUUUCGAGCUGGCAAGUCGCGUCAUUGACCCAGCCUUUGGCUUUGCGAUGGGAUGGGCCUACUUUUACGCCAGUGUUAUGCUUGUGUGCACCGAAUAUAGCGCGGUUGCCACUAUCAUUCAGUAUUGGAAUACCUCCAUCAACCCGGCUGUCUGGAUCGUUAUCGCCAUGGCUUUCUGUGUCAUCGUCAAUGUCUUUGGUGUCAAGUAUUACGGUGAAACCGAGGUUAUCGCCUCUUUUACAAAGAUACUUCUUCUUGUCGGAAACGGUAAUGCAAUUCAUCCAUACUAUACUACAGGGUCUACUGGCAACUUCCUUGGCUGGUGGGCUGUUGUCAUCUAUGCUGUCUUCAGCAUUGCCGGUCCUGAUAUGAUUGCACUCUCCUCCGGAGAGAUUCAAAACCCCCGGCGGACUGUUCCAAGAGUCGCAAAACUCAUCUUCUAUCGCAUUGUUGGCUUUUAUGUCAUCGGUGUGCUGGCCGUCGGCAUCAUCUGCGACUCGACGGACGAGAAGUUGCUCUCAGCUCAGUCGAGCAAUGCCCCUGGCGUUGGGGCCUCCCCAUGGGUGAUUGGUAUCCAAAAUCUUGGCAUCGCCGGCCUUCCGGAUCUUAUCAACGCCUUGGUGCUUUUGUCGGGCUGGUCCUGUGGUAACGCCUACGUCUAUACUUCCACUAGGACAUUGGACAUAUCCAAACAUGGGCACGCACCCAAGUUCCUCGAACGGUGCACUAGAUCCGGCGUCCCGAUUCAUUCCGUUGUCGUCGUCACGGUUCUUUCGUGUCUUACCUUCCUUACUGUCUCGAAUUCGACCUCGACAGUCUUCUUCUGGUUCGUGGGCUUGACCACUGCCGGAAUUAUUACAGUGUACACCGGCAUGAUCGUCGUAUUCAUUGGCUGGCAUCGUGCAUGCAAGGCCCAGGGGCUUCCGGGGGAUUCGCUUCCCUACAGGGCCCCUCUCUCCCCUUGGAUUGCCUACUGGGUAUUGGGUUUUGGCCUUGUCACCAUCUUAUUCUUAGGCUGGGACGCCUUCAGACCGUUCAGCGCCGAGAAAUUCGUCACGAGUUACUUCUGUCCCGUCUACUUCUGUUGUCUUUUUAUCUUUUGGAAGAUUUUCAAGCGAACUAAGCUGGUGCGUCCACUUGAAGCUGAUCUUGUAACGGGCAAGAAGGAGAUCGACGACGAAUGUGCCAUCUGGGAGGAAGGUGGUCUUGAGGAGAACUAUAGGAGGAGGUUAUCGGAAAUGUCAUUCAUUCAGCGCUGCUGGGAGAGGCUGUGGUAGAGACACUAAGAAGUAGGAUAUAUUUCCAUUAUUGCUAUGGAUAUAGGUACCACUGCGCCACGGGGCAGCAAAGGGGUUUUGCCUGUGUACGGCAGCUUUUAUAAGUGCAUUUAUAUGAUAAGAUAGUAACUUAAGACUCGGGCUUGAGCGGCAAGGCAUUAGCUGUAACCAAGCGCUCUAGAAA